AGAGAAGGAGGCAGGAAGGAAUAUGUUGGAGGGAAAAUUUCAUGAAAAGCAAAAAUGUCUCAGACAGCAGGUGGCAGCAUUGAAUUGCUGAAAGAAAGAGACGAAGGGCGUAAACCAACCACUUUUUAUAGGCGUGGUCACGCGAAGCAAUGGGCGUAACUUGACAUUGCUCUGGAUGUUUUGAAGCUUGCUGAGUGCCAAGCUUUCCCGAGGGUUACAGAGAAGGAUUUCUGGCUGUUGGCCUGAAUUAAGACAUGAAGAAAUACAGAGAACGAUGGAGAGCAAAUUCUGCAUUUUGACCGAAACAGAAGACCUCAAAACCCUGAUUUCGAGCACCGAGGAGAGUCUGCAAAUUGAAAGGACCAAGACAUUGUUUGAGGAGAUCCGUGCAUCCAUCAACAACAAUGAUGAAGAGGACCGUUCCUUUUGGAGGCCUGUGCUCCCAUGGGGGGGCGUGUACACCAUCAGGGCAGGGAGGAAGGCCAUCUCAUGCACCCCUCUGUAUGUUAAGAUAAGCCUAAAGAACACCUGCACCAUCGAUGGGUUCCUCAUGAUUCUUUAUGUAAUUUUGAGAGACAACCAGAGCUUUCCCCGGGAGGUGGGCAUAUUCCUGGGUAGGCAGUUUGUGGAGCAUUUCCUCUACCUGAUGGACUCGUAUGACUACACCACCGUUAAGAUGCUGUGGAUCUGGGACAGGAUGUCCAAGAGGCAGUACCGCUCAGUGAUCCACCAUGCAGCGUUGGAGAUCGACCUGUUUGGUAAUGAACAUGAGAACUUCACCAAGAACUUGGAGACAAUGAUGUCUACCAUGCAGGAGAGUCUGUGCACCAACUGGAGCUGUCCUGCUCGUUUCCAGGAGUUCAUACAGAAAACCAUCAACAUCAAUCCUCCUCACGAGUUGCCCCCUAGAGAUCCCAUUCAGUCAGCUGUGGAUGAGUUCUUCUGUCCCAAGAUCAUUCUCUGCAAAGAACUGGGGUGUAAUGGGUUGAGGGAGUUCUCUCAGAGGGUCUUCUGCCAUGGACCACCUCCUUUUGUCAUUCUCAACAUGCAGCUUUGGAAGUCUGAGGAGCUGUCCUAUGUUCCUUACCAUCUAGCCCUAUCCCAACACAGGUACUCACUGGAGGGCGCUACACUCUUCAACAAGGAGGAGCAUCACUACUCUGCAGCCUUCCAGAUAGACGGCUACUGGAUGCACUAUGACGGGCUGAGGAGCGACAACCUGAUUCUGUUAAACAAGCCCCCUGAACUCCUCCUUCUCUCUUCCCUUGUCUACAUCCGCGCCUCAGACAAAUGAGAUGCACCAAUGUAACCAAGCAGGGAUGGGGUCGGUUCCAUUUUUCAUUCCAUCAUUUCAGGACGAAAAUAAAUUCUCCUGAAUUUACUUGAAUUGAAAAGGAAUUGACCCCAAUUGUGUCACCAUGGUCCAGAAGGAAGGAGGUAGAUACUAGACAACACUGAUAGGGAGGCAUCUUUUAAAAAAUGCACACUAACACCUUCCUGUUUAUUGCCCUUCAUUCACAGAAAUAGUAUCCAAGUUACUUUACAUUUGGCUCAUGAUGGUUUUGUCUUCCAUUCCUCAGUGAGCUCUUACCAGAUACUUUUAUCACCUAAUCAUAUUUAUUGAAAUUUUUAUCUAGUUUGAAAAGGCUUAUACCACAUUUCCAAACUUUUUAGGAGAUCAUGUCAACAACUUCCUUGUUUUUAUACUUUGAGAUUACUUUUUGGAAUUAUGUGCUCCAUUUUGCCUGACUGUUGCCUCAAACACUCACUGUGCAAAAUGAUAAGUUCAUCUUCUCUUUGGGCAUGCUUGGAAUCCAAGAAUAUAUGCAUGGACUAUAAUAGUUCUGGGGAGGUAUGCAUAUUAAAGAAUCAACUCAACCUUAAAUAGCUCCACUGCAAAAAAAUAAAAAAUAUUUUGCUUGCAGCCUGUUUAGUUGUCUUGGGUGAAAUGGUUGUACUUUCAGAGAAGCAAAUUCAGCUAAUUAAACUUUGAUGUAGAAUUUUCAACAGGGUAUAUAUAGGCUAGACUAGUGAAGCAUCUGAGAUUGUACAGGACUCAUCUACUACAAUCCUUUUGUGCAUACUAGCCCUGACCUCAGAUCAAACUGGUGCUUUUUUUUUGUACUAUUUCCCCUGUUUAAAAACAUUUGAAACAGUAUUUGCAUUUUGUGGAAAUUCAAUCAUUAUCCUUAAUUGACUUGCUUGUUUUAAGCUGUCCAUUGGGCUUCAACUUGGAAGUGAGUCACACAGCGUUAACUUGUAUUAAAAUGAAUACCUGCUCAAAUAUUUGUAUAUUGUGUGAAAAUCUAUCAUUGGAUAAAAUAUCAGUUCUGUCUUAAAUGUAAGUAAUUACUCGUACUUACCCCAGCAUAGUGAUGUUACAUAAGUGCUUCUUGAGUGCUUACCAUUCACAGUAGCAUAUAAUACCCUGAAUUCAAAUUAUUCUGCACAAUUCAACAAGGUACAUUGUUACAUCCCAAUCUAAACAAGAUGUCAAAGCAUUAGUAAAUAAAUGUGAUUUUGUAAUGCAUUUGAUCAUUUGGAAAUAACAUUACUGCUCAUCACAGGCUUCAUAUGCACAUAUGUACUGUUAAGCAUUGACCUCUGCCAAUAUCAUCUUUGUCAGAACUAAAGAAUGAAACUGUCUUUGAGCAACAAUCCUUGUUCAUGUAUUGAAUGGUGGGUUUUUCUUUCUUUCUAUGCAGUCAUUGAAGUUUUAAGCAAUACAAAUAUUUUUAUAUUCUA
Oncorhynchus keta (chum salmon) is the source of this 2745-nucleotide messenger RNA. RefSeq lists its product as uncharacterized. The transcript is spliced from 5 exons. The coding region runs from base 275 to 1294 and encodes 339 amino acids. Lineage: Eukaryota; Metazoa; Chordata; Actinopteri; Salmoniformes; Salmonidae. The record is from RefSeq and is a predicted model, not a curated record.